CAAUGCCGAAUAGGAUACAGGAACGCAAGUCGGCUUCAGAAAAAAAAAGGAAAGAAAUCUUCAUGAGCGUCGCGAAUCCUGCACGGAUCCGACCUGCGAGGCUGCCACCCCCUUCCUUACCGCAACCCUCCCCAUCGAACUCGACUGAGAGCCCGUGCCGAUCCGUGCAGACCACCCGCCGCAGUCUAUAUAUGGCAACACGCCGCGCGAGACAUCCACCCGCAUCCAGUCCCCUGCACAAACACACGCCCCGCUGCGUGCCGCAAGAAGCCAAGAAACGCGAGAAGAGGCGGCGAUAGAACUCAAGACGAGGCGGCCGAUGGCGGUGCCGGACGAGGCGCCCGGCGGCAGAGGCGGCACCGGCGCCGUGGCCGAGCGGCCGGUGAUGAGGAAAUCGGCGUGGAGUAAGGACGAGGACGCGGUGCUGCGGGAGCAGGUGCGGCUGCACGGCGCGCAGAACUGGGUGAGCAUCAGCGCCGGGCUGCCCGGGCGCAACGCCAAGUCGUGCCGCCUCCGGUGGUGCCAGCACCUGGCCCCCGGCGUUGACGACGCCAAGCCCUUCACGCCCCAGGAGGACCGGGCGAUCAUCGAGCUCCAGCUCCUGCACCCCAACAAGUGGUCCACCAUCGCGGGCUUCCUCCCGGGCCGCACCGACAACUCCGUCAAGAACCGCUGGAACUCCGUCCUCCGCAAGCAGCAGCCGCAGGCGGCUCCCGCAAGCCGCGAGGACGGGACGCUCCUGCCGUUUCCUCUGACGCCCGGGGAUGUCAGGAAGAGGGGCAGAGACAGCCCGGUGCUCCACUACUGCCCGCCCGAGGAGACCGGCGACACGGGGAUUAAUCAGAGCGGCGCGUGUCUGGAGCUGUUCCCGCUGGCGCCUGGGGAUCUCAUCAAGGGCAACAGUGCGAGCGACGUGGCGGCGAUGGAUGUGGAUUACGGCGCCGGAGAUCCGCUCACCGAGCUGAGGCUCUGGCCGUCCACGACCACGACGAUGGCGGCGUUCAAGGCGAUGGUGCAGGCUGUUCGGGCGCCCUAGAUUUUGCAGUCUCGCCUUGAUUUUUGUUGUUCUUUGAUUUGUUGCACGUUCUUGAUUCUGAAUUCUAACGGAUUUCCUUGACCAACUGAACUUACAACGGAAGGUAGUGGGUAGUAAUCUAGAAAGCAAGAAAGGUUUGGAAUUCUUGUAGUUUUGUGAAAUUUUAGUUAUAAGAUCGCAUUAGGGUAAUUGUAAGGUAGAAAUUCUCAAAGAAGUACGUGUAUGCCCUGUCCAAACU
Phragmites australis (common reed) is the source of this 1274-nucleotide messenger RNA. RefSeq names its product transcription factor MYB25-like. Bases 320 to 1036 code for a protein of 238 amino acids. The record is from RefSeq and is a predicted model, not a curated record. The transcript has a single exon. NCBI's taxonomy places the organism in Eukaryota, Viridiplantae, Streptophyta, Magnoliopsida, Poales, Poaceae.